Aspergillus terreus NIH2624 is the source of this 2295-nucleotide messenger RNA. RefSeq lists its product as uncharacterized. The transcript is spliced from 3 exons. The record is from RefSeq and is a predicted model, not a curated record. Lineage: Eukaryota; Fungi; Ascomycota; Eurotiomycetes; Eurotiales; Aspergillaceae. Bases 1 to 2295 code for a protein of 764 amino acids.
AUGAUGGAAAUCACUGUCGGUCAGGUCUCCGGUCUGUUGGCUUUAGGGUCUUUUGUCUGUAUGUCUGUCGCCGGCAGAAUCCUCCAGAGUUCCUGGUGGCCUACCAUCCUACGCUUCGAAACAGUCACCGCCGAUGGUCUGCCUUGGGACAUCAGUUUCAUCGUCAAGAUGGUGCCGCUCUCGCUAUUGCUUAUCUCAAUCACCGGUGUGAUCACGCCGUUGGGAUUGCAUGACACUAUGGUCGCUGCCCCUGUGCAGGCAGUGCCUUUUGAAUAUGCGAUGGAUGAGUCUCCGUUUGGCUAUGGAACGCCUCCACGGAGUAAUCUUUCGUUCAAUCGUCGUUGCGGAGCGUUCGCACCAGUCCAAUGCCCCGGUUCGGACACCGUGAUAGUGAGCCAUUCAAACGGCAGUUGGGAGUUACCUUAUGGCUACAACCUGAACGUUCCGGACGAGGUUUACCAGACGUUCUCCAGCGGCACCGGGGGCAAAGGAACGUCCGUGUCCAACUUUUUCGACAUCCAGUGGCGGCAGUACUCCAUUGAACAGGAGCGUACGUCGAACAAUAACUCGCAAUAUAUCGUUGGCGUUUACCGUCAGCUCGAGUCAAUCAUCCUGGACACGGACAGGGUUCUCAUUGAAGGACUAGUGGUCGACAUGAACAACACCCAGGUUGGGCUGCGGAAUCACACUGUCCCGACUGGGUCCAGAAACGGCGCUCUGUGGUCGGAGGAUCUCCUCUUCAUCCAGCCAGAGACCGAGUGUGUCAGUCACAACUUGUCCAUUGACUUCACCAUCGCCAAGAGCGACUACUACUCCAGCAGCUUCAACAGCCAGACCCUUGCUGCCAUCAACAUCUCCCUGGUCGAUCACGGCGGUUUCACCGACAUUGUCCAGAAAUACCCGUCAGGCUACUGGACUGACGCGCAGAACGACCCGCAGCUCCGUGAGAGGGCAUACAAGGCCGCAUGGGUCGCAAACGCGGCGACCAUGUUAUACUUCAACGUCACGAACCCCAAGUCCUCCAAGAGAAAGUCCUUCUCGUAUCUCGACUCCCACAUCGGCCGCGAGUUCCCUCUCUUCGGGGACGCAGAUCUCAGACAGUUCCAGGGUCUCCGCACGAGCCAACUGUUCGACUUUGCCACAAACACCAGUACUCUCAUAAGCACAGGCAUUGGGGGCAACGCGACCCGAUACCCCAACCCAUGGAAUGUCGACCAGGACUAUUUCGACGAAGCCAGGCUCCUCUGCGCUGGCGCUGGCGGACUGGACCGCGCGAAUAUUAGCAACAUCGACGUGAGCUGCGGACUUCUGCUCGGCGCAGCACACCGCGUGGAUGGUGUUGAAACGUCCAUCUUCGAGCAAGGGACCCGCUGGUCCAUGCCCAUCUACACCUGCGCAACCGCCGUCAAAACCGCGAUCAAAACCGUCGAGUUCAAAGCGCAAGGCACCCGCCUGCGCGACGCACAGGUCGUCAGCAUCACCGACAAGGUGUAUGACAACAACUCGCCCGCGCCCCUCUGGGGUGUUGAGAACCUCCAGCUGAACCUGAGCGAUGUCAGACCCCUCUGGGGCCUGGUGGCCGAGGACCGUGCCAACCAGCCCAACCUGGCCACCGUGCGCAAAUCCCACCUCUACCUGCCGGGCUACACCACCGCCUUGGGCGGCUACACGCCCUCGGACAACAUGCCGGGAGCCUCCUUCCACGGCGUCGCCCUGAGCCGCGCCUAUUCCAUCGGCAGCACCAGCAUGUACAACGACGACAUGGGCGACUACACCGGCCGCACGAACGUCGCGCUGUUCACCCGCAUGCAGGAGCUGUCGCGCACCCCCGACACCGCCGCGCACAUCCUCAACCUCUUCUUCACCGACAUCACGUCGAACCUGAUCGUCGGCACGAGGAGUCUGCUGGGUUCUCCGCGGGACGCGGGCUACGACGGCGCCGGGACCGUCAACUCCAACGCCGCGCCCUUGGUCAAGCGCGUCAAGUUCGACUACCUCUACGGCAUUCCGGCGUACACGACGCUCGCGCUGUUGUUCUUGGUGGCGCUUGUGGUGCUCACGCUGGUCCUGUUGGGUAGGAUUACUCUUCAGCGCGUCCGGCGCCUUCUCGCCCGGACGUCGACCGGACGUAUCCUCACCACUGGCAUCUACCCGGAGUACUCCAAUCUCGACAUGAGGAGUAAUGACUGGAUUCGCAGUGCGGGACGGAAAGAUAUUGACCUUGCCGGUGCUGUCCCGACCAGCGAUACUGAGUUCAUACCUCUCAAUCAAACACAUUAUCAAGGGAAGUCGUAA